AUGAAUCAAAACGAAACUCUUGUCAAUUCCAACCAACAACAAGCCUUUAAUAGCAAUACAUCGGAGGUGUCAUCAUCACAACCAACAAGUCCAAACAAUUAUAAUAAUAAUGGAAAUACGCUACCUCAGACACCCACAUCCUCAGACUCGUCAUCAGUAAAGGUGGGAGUACGUGUGAGGCCAAUGCUGCCUAAGGAAAAGCUUGAAAAGAGUCGGGAAUGUGUAACAAUGGACCCUGUAAAUAGUCAAAUUAUUGUCGGAAGAGAUCGAACGUUUGCUUUCGAUUAUGUUUUUGGACAACAAUCUCAGCAGCAACAAGUGUAUAAUGUCAGCGUCAAAAAUUUAGUGGAAGGGUUAUUUCAAGGCUACAAUGCAACGGUUCUAGCCUAUGGACAAACAGGCUCCGGAAAAACAUACACUAUGGGCACAGCUAACUCAACAAAUUUACUAGAUGAAGAACUAGGAGUAAUACCAAGAGUAAUACAGAACAUUUUUGAAAUUAUCAAGCAACGAUCAGAUGCAGAUUUUUUAGUGCGAGUUUCGUUUCUUGAGAUUUACAAUGAAACGAUAAAAGAUCUAUUGUCGCCGUCCACAUCAACAAAAUUAAUUCAAAUAAGAGAGGAUGAAAAAAAAGGAAUUUUACUAGUAGGAAUUAAGGAGGAAUCGGUUCAAUCGUAUGAUGACAUGAUUGGAUGUUUAGAGACGGGGAGUUUAUAUAGAACUGUAGGCAGUACUUUGAUGAACGAAGUGUCAAGCAGAUCUCAUUCAAUAUUUACAAUAAUUCUUGAACAAAGACUGAAAACCGGAAAUGAAGGAGAGGCAACGUCAGGCCAAUCUAUGACAGCCAAAUUUCAUCUUGUUGAUUUAGCAGGAAGUGAAAGAACGAAAAGAACUGGAGCUGUUGGCGUUCGAUUUAAAGAGGCCGUCCAAAUUAAUUGUGGAUUACUUGCCCUAGGAAACGUUAUAAGUGCUCUGGGAGAUGAGAAAAAAAGAGCGCACACUACACAUGUUCCUUAUCGAGAUUCUAAAUUAACACGAUUGUUACAGGAUAGUUUAGGAGGAAAUAGUCGUACCGUAAUGUUAGCAUGCAUUUCUCCAGCAGAUUCAAACUUUGAGGAGACAUUGAAUACCCUAAAAUAUGCAAACAGAGCCAGAAACAUCAAGAACAAACCAGUUGUGAACAUUGAUCCUCAUUCUAUGCAAAUAGAUCAGCUCAGAAAUGAAAUACAUGCCUUAAAAUUGGCUCUUCUUCAACAGAAAAUGUCAUCAGAGGGAGUGCAAUAUUCUGAUUCGCUAGAAGAGCUACUAAAGUUUGAAGACAACCAACGAUUUCUAUUGGAGAUUCAAAAGAAAACACCAUCAUCAAGCAAUUUACUACAAUUAGCAAGCGUUCACGACCACAAGGAUGAGACAAAAUUACUUCGAGAUCAGCUUUCUUCAAGCAAUUCAAAAAUUACAGAGCUAAGCGAAAGCAUUUUCAAAAUGGAGGCAGAACGCGAUAUGUACUUACAUAAGAUACAAAGUUUUCGUCAGCGCGUUAAAGAAGUAUUGCGAGUUCUUUUCAAAGUUCCUUGGAGCACACUUGACAUUCCAAAAGAGAAAAUAACUGAGAUCAUCAAAGUAUUGGAAGAUGUUGCCAAUUACGACCUCAAUGCAAAUGCAGAAAGAAAAGAAAAGUUACAAAGUUUAUCACCUCGACUACCAAACAUUGAGCAAGUCGUUGCUGAAAACCAUGAGAUAGAAGAAAAGAAUAAGGUGAUAGAUUCUCUUACUAAAGAACUGAAAGAAGCAAAAGACGAUCUCAAACGUGACGAAAAAAUAUUUACUGAAAAGAUGCGAGAAAUUAAGAGGUUAUCUAAAACAAAUUGGGUUCUUAAAAAGAAUGUCCAAGCCUUGAAGCAAGAUCUUGAUUCUGAGAUGAAACGAGUAGCUCAACUUGAAGAAUACAUCCAAAGCCUUCCAGAAGAAUUGGGCGUAACUGCCGUUCCUCCACUCCCCACAACAAGUGCACCAAAAAUACCAGAAACCAAUGACGUGAAACAAGAUGUACAAACAGAUGGCCAAGAGGAUGGAGAGAUUGGCAAGUUAGAAGAUGAAAUCAAAAAUCUUGAAAAAGAGAAAACAUUAAUGUACAACCAACAAAGCCAAAUUGAGCUUGAAAAAUCAAUGAUUGAAAAACAAAUGCAAGAACAUCAAAAAAUGUAUUUAAGAAAGCAAAGAAAGCUGGAACAAAGUUUGAAAGACCUUACUGUAAUGAUAAAACUAAAAGAGGAGUUGAUCAAGGAUUUGUUAAAGAGCGAACAUGAGUCCAUUGUUCUAAAAGAGCAAUACGAAAAGAAGAUUAUCGAAAUGGAGAAUUCGGUAGUUGCGACUCAACAAGAGUUAGAGAAAUUGAUGAAUGCUCUAGAAACCGCCGACAUGGAGAGAGGCAAAAAGGAAGAAGAAAAAAAAAGAAUUCAGCUUGACUAUGAAGAUCGACUGAACAAGCAAAAUAUGCAAUUAUCCGAUCUAAGGAAAAAAGCUACUGAAAAUGAAAGGCUGAUGAAGCUAAAGUAUCAAAGCGAUCGAAAAGUGUAUGAUCUACAGACAGAGAUUACAAAGAUGAAAUCACAGCAAGAAUUUCUUAAAGGCAAGAUCAAAGAAGAAACGGAGAAACAGAGCCAAACAUACAACUCUCAACUGAAGCAAAUAUCUGCUCUAAAGAAACAAGGGGAAGCUAGUCAAAAGAGAAUACGAGAGCUGGAGACUGAGAAUCAGCGACAAAAAGAAAUUUUAGAACGAAAAUCAGAAGAGGUUCAGAAAGUCAACCAACAACUGAGGUUAAAUAGGUAUCAAUUAUCUCGUGUUUCAAAAAGCAAAUCUAUUUCUGCAGAUAUUGAUAAACAGAAAGAAUGGCUCGAUAAAGAAAUUGAGAAAUAUAUGACUAAAAAGGAGGCUAUUGAGACUCUUGAAAAGGAGUUAGCAAGAAGAGAAGCAAUAAUUCAAGAGAAAGAGAAAAUGCUGUCCGCUAAACAAGAUAUUGAAAUGAGGAAAAUGCGAAAGAACCAACAUAUGCAAGAAUCCAUGGUUGACAUCCAUAACCAGCUACAGGAAGUGGAAAGAGAAAUAGUGGAAAAGGAAACAAUUUUGAAGAGCAAGAGAACAUCUAACAGUAAUAAUUGCUUGAAAACUGAAGCAAAAAUAAUCAAUGAUUUGCAAUUACAAAUUGAAAGUUUACAUCAAAAGCGAGAGAAGAUGUUACGACAGCGAGAGAAACUGGAGCAAAAAGCUAAAGAUCAAAUCAAGAAAGAAGAGGAGGAACUUCAAGAAAUUAAUGAACGAACAGAGGUUCUGGAUGCUGAAAUUGAAUUUAAAAACGAAACUAUUGAACAAGUUCAAAACAGACUCAGAGUUGAGGAAAGCGAUUCUUCUCUCUCACUUUCUCGUUUCAAUGACAUCAACUCGCUUGCAGAGGCCAAAGUGCUCUUGAAACAGUACUUUGAAAAAGUGAUAGAACUUAAAGAAGAUGAGAAAUCAAAGAAACAAAAGCUUCUAGAGUACGAUUUAUCCUUAAAAGAACGAGACAAGAUGAUUGAAAAUCUCCAGAAUCACAUACGAUUAACUGAAUUAGUUUUCGAGCGAAGACAAAUCAAGCUACAGAAGGAGAGUGAACAGAAAAUAACAUAUCUUCUAAAACAAAUAGCCCAAUAUAAUGGGGAUCAGUCUUCAACUUCUGGCGGCUCCUUAUCUAUUGACACUGAAAAGAUUGACAAGCUCAUCAAAUAUAAGGAUGAGCAAAUUCAAAAGCUAGAAAAACAGUUGGACAAAAUUAAGCUACGUUCAGAACAAGUUGAGAACAAUGCAGCUGUUAGACUCUCCACUAACACCAAGCUUUCGAGUGAGCUACGAAGCUUGAAACAACUCGUAUCCUACAAACACUCCAAUGUAAAUUAUUAA
Messenger RNA from Naegleria lovaniensis, 3936 nucleotides. RefSeq lists its product as uncharacterized. NCBI's taxonomy places the organism in Eukaryota, Heterolobosea, Eutetramitea, Acrasida, Naegleriidae. The transcript has 3 exons. The record is from RefSeq and is a predicted model, not a curated record. Gene Ontology annotation, biological process: mitotic spindle organization; microtubule-based movement. The coding region runs from base 1 to 3936 and encodes 1311 amino acids. Gene Ontology annotation, molecular function: ATP binding; microtubule motor activity; microtubule binding.